CGAAUCCAUUUUAGCAAACAAUAUUAUCGUUAUUGCUCAAUUGCCAAAUUGUUACUGUUAGAAUUUAGAGACGGUUAGAGACGGUUAGAGACUGCCAAGUCCUACUCUGAGUAGGCUUCAGACCAAACCAAGAAUAAAAGCAGAGCAUGCGCUACUAAAAUUAACACGUCCACAACCUGAGGGCAAAAAAGAAUUCAGAAAAGAGAAAAGAAAAGAAAGAAAAAAGAAAAAAAAUUUAAAGGGAAGGUGAAUUAGCAAUGGAGGUGGAGGGAGCACGGGAGAGGCGAGUUCGACUCGUCAUCAAGAGCGGAGGUGUAGUCGUGGCGAGAUCUUGCCGCCUCUACGCGGUCAAAGAUGAUCCAGCUCAAGAGGAGGAGAAGAAAUCAGAGGAGUUACCGAGAAAACGACUUCGCCUCAACGGUGAGGGCUCAGCGCCUACGGAGGCUGCAACACCACAGUACUCUACCGCCGCAGAUGUAACCAGCUGUGCAGCCAAGAAUCCGAUGGAGAAUUUGAGGAGAAGACGAGUCGAACCAACUCAACAUCCUCGGCAGAGCACUAAACAAGCACCAUCCCGUCCUGCUGAUAAAACUGAUGUCAAGAUCACUGAGGAAUCACGAUCUCCUCCUGCCGAUGAUAAGCCUUCCGUUCAGAUCGCGCAGAAUCUAUCGCUUGGUGAGAAGCUCGAGAUUACCAAAAGAAAGCUCCACCAAAGUUAUCAAGAAUCCAACAACGCGAGGAAGCAGCGGAGCGUCAAAGUUUUGGAGCUGGACGAGUUACCGAAGAAACAAGGUACCAACGAGGAGAAGUUGAGGGAGAAGAAACGAGCACUGAUGAAGAAAAGAAUCCACAUGCCAAGUUUUCGUUUGAGACGGUGAGCGCGGAUUCGAUAUCGACAUAUAUAUAUAUAUACGUAUGUAUAUAUACUUAUUGUAUUAGAUGCAGUCUUUGUGUAAGAGUUUAAAAAAUGUUGUAAAACUUUCCCGCAUUAAUGUGGAAAAGGGCUGUUUGCAUUUGUG
This is a messenger RNA of Asparagus officinalis (garden asparagus), 1019 nucleotides long. RefSeq names its product probable mediator of RNA polymerase II transcription subunit 26b. The coding region runs from base 258 to 878 and encodes 206 amino acids. The record is from RefSeq and is a predicted model, not a curated record. NCBI's taxonomy places the organism in Eukaryota, Viridiplantae, Streptophyta, Magnoliopsida, Asparagales, Asparagaceae. The transcript has a single exon.